Ilyonectria robusta is the source of this 1599-nucleotide messenger RNA. Its product is annotated as Alpha/Beta hydrolase protein. The record is from RefSeq and is a predicted model, not a curated record. The transcript has 5 exons. Lineage: Eukaryota; Fungi; Ascomycota; Sordariomycetes; Hypocreales; Nectriaceae. The coding region runs from base 1 to 1599 and encodes 532 amino acids.
AUGCGCCUCGAAACGACGAUUUUGAAUCAUCCUAUCUUAGGAGACGUUCAAGGCAGCCUGGGAAAUGGUGUCUUCCAAUUCCUCGGCAUCAAGUAUGCUUCGCUGGAGAAUCGAUUUUCCGAGCCUCAAGAUGUAGAGCAUUCCGGACAAGCCCCCAUUGUUGCAACCAGGCACGGCCCGCCUGUCAUUAUGGCACCAGGUUCCGUGGAUAUGGAAAUGUCCUUCAUCCAGCAGUCCUUACCCAAGUUUGAUGUCCCACCAAUGUCCGACACCGACGGUUUAAAUCUCAACAUAACCGUACCACAGCAUUACGUAGAUAAGAUGCCCGUUUUAGUCUUCAUUCAUGGUGGAGGCUUUAACUUUGGCUCGAGCUCUUAUCCUCAGUACGAUCAAACCCGAAUCGUUCAACAGUCAAUUGGCCUGCGCAAGCCCAUCGUCGCAGUCAAUUUUAACUAUCGACUAGGCAUUCCAGGUUUCCUGACGUCCAAAGACUUGCUCGAUGCGGGCUACAAAUCCAACAGAGGCCUCCGGGAUCAACGGGCUGCACUGAAAUGGAUAAAAAGACACAUCUCAGGGUUUGGGGGAGACCCAAAUCGCAUCACCGUCAUCGGUCAGAGUGCUGGAGCAGCAUCCAUCAACUUUCACAUGCAGUCCCAAGAGCCGUUGUUUGACCAAGCAAUACUCCUUGGCGGCUCUUUUCUGCUGGUAAAACCUCAAACACCAGAAUCAGCCGAGUCAGUGUAUCAGUCUACCAUUCGGUCAUUGAGCAUCGAGGCCUCUUCGUGCAAGGAUCGAGUCCAGUCCCUCUUAAACAUCCCAGCAGAGAAGCUUGUCGACGCAGCGCUGAAUGGAAAGACCCCACCUGGGCCUGUCAUUGACGAUGACUUGAUCCCGGCAAUAGCAACAUUUGAAAAUAUUAAAGAAUUUCCAAUGCCAGGCAAAAAUUGGUGUGAACGCUUGUUUUGCCUGGGCAAUCAAUUCGACGGCUCUCUCUUCGCUAUCAUUGACCUGGGCGCGCGCUUGAAUGGCAUCACAGAAGCUUUUAGGCUCUUUUUGAUAGACGGCUUAGGCGACACGGCAGCGUGCAAAAUUCUCGACCACUACGGUAUUCUCCAGGGGGGAGCAGACGAGGAGUCCAUAAUCAACAUCACCCAACUACUUACGGACGUUGGAUAUUACGCUCCUCUGGUGAAAGCGGGCGAGGCAUAUCCAGCACCGUUCAUACUUGGGCAUUUCAAUGAAAGAAAUCCAUGGGCUGGCAUUCAUCAGGGUCGAGCCAACCAUAUACUUGACAUUGCGUACCUCUGGGGCAAUUAUGAAGAUAAGUAUGGUCCCCAAAACAAAGUUAUAGCGGAAGCGCUAGCAGAAGAUGUCAUAUCGUUCAUCUGGGGACAGGACGUGCUGCCAAGUUUCAAUGACGGCAAGAGGGUAGUUGUAUACGGGCCAGCUGGUGAUGACGUGGCAAGGCAAGUUUUGGACUGGCGAGAUAAGAAGACUGGAAGAAAUGUCUCCAUUUUUGAGCUGGCAGAGCUGGCAGGUGGGCUAGAUAAGCUGCUCGAUGUCCUCAUUGCAUUCUGCUGGGGUAAGGAGUCAAGCUGA